Meloidogyne enterolobii is the source of this 2360-nucleotide messenger RNA. Lineage: Eukaryota; Metazoa; Nematoda; Chromadorea; Rhabditida; Meloidogynidae. The record is from the annotation of a GenBank genome assembly.
UUGUAAUUUCAGCCAUGUCUGAAAUAAGACGAAGACGUAAAGACAAAUUUUCUGAACGCAUUCCAUUAAAAAGGGAAACAAUGGCCAGUCAAUUAAUAAAAAAUUGGCGUUCUAAAAUAUUUUUACUAUUAUCAAUAUUAUUUUCCAUAUUUCUUUAUGUUUAUAUACGAAAUUCGUUCUUUAUUCCUACCAAUGUUUUACAAAAAUCUGAACUUCCAAGAAGUGAAAUUGAGGAUAUUUAUAAAGAAACAAGUUGGGGUACACUUCGUCCUCAUCUCUAUUUUGGUCUGAAAACUAAACAAAUACUUUCACCACUGUUUGGUUUACUAUGGUACGAACAACCUCGUCAACAAUUUAUUCAAAAUCUUCCUUUACGCCAUUGGUGCGAUCAUGCUGAUCCUGUUAAAUAUGGUUGGGAGGCGCAUGAUGGACGUACCUUUGGAAGGCAAAAAAUUACUGACGGAGAUUUAUCUUUUUUUAUUGACUGGAUCUCCAAAGGUGAAAAAUCUUGGACAGUUCGAAUGUUUGGAAGAGCUGAGCAAAACUCUAGUUUUUCUUUUCUUCUUUAUUUGGCACUUCAAAAAAAUAUUAGCAAUAAUGGUGAAAUUGAGGACGGAGUGUUAACUCCAUUGAACCUUCUAGAAGAUGGAGGACUUACUUAUAAAUUUAUUAAUGGUCAUUCUUGUAGCAUCGGUCAAUUCGACAUUAAAAUUCUUUUUACAAAUCCAAUGACAACUGAAAAAUUUUCAAAUGUUGCUUACAAACUUCCUGCUCAUUUGGGAAUGGUUCACAUAAAAGAUGUAAUUCUUGGCUCAUUUGCGCGUCCAGAAAACCAAUUAGAUCUGAUUUUGCAUCAAAAUGAACGAAUCGCUUCGUUCGAGUCAUCUUCAGGGAAUGUUGAUUUUAGUGUUGUUCAGAUAACAGUUUCUGGUGAUUUUGACUUCAUUGUCGAAUUGAAUGCUGCAAAUGAUGGGAUUUUGAAUGAUUACUUUCAGACAGUUUUCGAUAAAAAGUUGAAGGAAUUUGGAGAUCGUUUUGAUGAUGCCUUUCCUAUUGAUUUAAAAAACGAAGAAGGACUUGAACCAAAUAAAAAUGAUGUUAAUGAUAGAAAUUAUAGAAAAUUGGCAAAAACUGCUUUGGCUAAUUUAUUGGGUGGUGUUGGUGUAUGGCAUGGCUAUUCUCUUGUUAGGACAUCUGAAAAUCCCAAUGAAGAUGCACGUUAUUAUGGUCCAUUGUCUCUGUUUUCUGCCGUUCCUUCUCGACCCUUUUUUCCGCGUGGAUUUCUAUGGGAUGAGGGUUUUCACAAUCUUUUGAUAAGAAAAUUUGAUCCUCUUUUAACUUUACAGAUUAUUGCGUCUUGGCUUGAUACAAUGAAUGUUGAUGGCUGGAUUCCACGAGAGUUAGUUUUGGAUGAUGAGGCACGAGCACGAAUACCUUCAGAGUUUUUGGUUCAAAGUCCAGAAGUGGCUAACCCGCCUAUGUUUUUCUUUCUAUUGGAUAAAUUCUUGAGGAAUUCCGAGGGCCGUAACAGAACCACAAAUCUUGAAGUUAACCCAAUGACAUUACCAAGUGGUUUAGACGAUUUUCCCCGAGCAUCAAAUCCGUCACGUGAAGAAUACCAUCUAGAUUUGCGUUGUUGGAUGGCUCUCAGUUCAAAAAUACUAAGACAAUUAGCUGAAACGUUCGACGAUUCCGAUUGGGUGCCAAUAGUAGAAGAAGAUAUUAAAGAAUUUGGAGAUAUUACAACACUUGAUAAACUUCAUUGGAAUGAGAAAAAACAGCAAUAUUCUGAUUUUGGUUUACAUAGUUAUAAAUUUAAAAUGGUCCCUGUUAAAAUAAAUGACCAGGAAAUACAAUUACAACGAAAAAUAAUUGAGGAACCUCAUCUACGUUUUGUUGAUGAUGUUUUUGGAUAUGUUAAUUUAUUUCCUUUACUUCUUAAACUUUUGCCUUCUGACAGUCCAAAAUUGGGAGUAGUUUUGAAUUCAUUAAAUAGAACAGAGGAUUUAUGGACGAAUUUUGGUCUUCGUUCACUUUCUAAAAAAUCUUCAUAUUAUAUGGUUAAGAAUACAGAACAUAAUAAACCUUAUUGGAGAGCGCCUAUUUGGAUAAAUAUGAAUUAUUUAACUUUGGAUGCUUUAAAUCAUUAUUCAAAAUCUGAUGAUCAAUAUGCACAUUUAGCAAAUGAACUUUACUUCCAACUUCGUUCAAAUUUAGUACAAAAUAUAGCAAAUCAAUAUUCAAAAACUGGGUUUUUCUGGGAGAAUUAUAAUGAUACAAAUGGUGAAGGGCUUGGGACACAUCCAUUUACGGGUUGGACAACUUUGGUUGUUAAUAUUUUAGCUAAUACAUAUGAUUAA